CCACAAGCAGGAAAUAGAGACGGCGAAAGUUUCGUCUGCCACAUUGUUUACUUCAAUGGACCUGCACGGAUUUCAUAGGUUGAUGAUGAAGUUGCAAGGACAUACCCACAAUCUACUAGAAGCUUAAAGUGAGAAUACUUAAAUCCCCAAACAUGUCAUUCACAAUGUUACGAAGUCCAUUGCACAGACUACUGCCCGCUGUCAAGCAGGCAUUCAGAGUUCAGCCGAAAGUUGGAGAGAAAAUAUGUGCAGAAAGGAUCCAGAACUGGAGUUACUGUGUACAAAGGACUCAUCAUGUCCUCUUCAGAACAUCAGUUGCAAGUGGCACUUGGCAGAGAACCAGACAACAGCAGCACUAUAGCACAAGCCAUUACCCCCAUCCCUUCACCAUAGCAGUCAUGACAGGCAGUACUGUAUACCAAGCACCCCUGUCUCCCACUGGGUUGACACCAAUGCCCUUGUGGGACCUGCCUGAUACCACAUUCAAGAAGUGCCAUGUGCGCUUGUAUUCCACCAAGCCUCCCAGCAAUCCCUCCACUCCCACUGAUGAAAACCAUAAUGAGUCAAAGAGCACAAGGUUGAGAAUUGACGAGGAAGAAAGAACAGAAAUGAAAGUGAUCAUAAGUGAAGAGAAGAAAGAAGAGAAGGUAUCAUUAGUUCAGAAAUUUAAGCUGAUGUACAAACAGUACUGGUAUGUCCUGAUACCUGUUCAUGUUGUUACUUCAAUUGUGUGGUAUGGAUCCUUCUUCAUUGCUGCAAAGAGUGGUGUUGACAUUGUCCCAAUUAUGGAGAAGUUGGGAGCUGGAGAGAAGAUUCUAAGUCACCUGAGGAACAGUGAUGCUGGUUAUUAUGCUAUUGCUUAUGCCAUGUACAAAAUCGCUACACCUGCACGGUAUACCGUUACUAUUG
Molecule: messenger RNA, 909 nt
Organism: Penaeus vannamei (Pacific white shrimp)
Lineage: Eukaryota; Metazoa; Arthropoda; Malacostraca; Decapoda; Penaeidae
Source: RefSeq, a predicted model, not a curated record